UGUGUUUGUGUGUGUGUGUGUGUUUGUGUUUUGCUGAACUUUGGACUAUCUGAGUAACUCUGACUGAAAACGAGGCAUUUUAAGAGCACAAAAUGGAGAAAUUUUCUCUCAUUACUUUAAUAAAUGGAGUUUUUAUUUUAGUAUCGAAUGUCUCUCUCACAUCAUCAGGCUCAGUGUUCAUGUCGAGACAGACUGCCCAGUCAGUGUUAUUGAGACAGAAGCGCUUUAAUAAGGGAGGACUGGAGGAGGUGAUGAGAGACAAUCUGGAGAGAGAGUGUAUGGAGGAGAAAUGCAACUUUGAGGAAGCACGUGAAGUUUUUGAAAACAUGGAGAAAACAAGAGAGUUCUGGAUCGGUUACAUCGACGGAGAUCAGUGUUUGUCGUCUCCUUGUCAGAAUGGAGGGACGUGUAAAGAUGGCCUGAGCUCCUACGUCUGCUGGUGUCCAAUCAGCUUCAUUGGGAAGAACUGCGAGCUCGAGCUAGAGAGACAGUGUGAUGUGAAUAAUGGAGGCUGUAUGCAUUUCUGUGACGUGGAUAAGGUACAGGGGGUGGUGUGUAUGUGCGCUGAUGGAUACACACUUGGUGCUGACGAGAUGGGCUGUGAGCCGAGAGAUAAUUACCCCUGUGGACGUUUGGGGAAGAACAUCGCCAACACUCUUGCCACGAGAACAUUACUCACUGAAGAAACUGUGAUCCAAACUCAUGGCAUCAAACAUGUCAAUGUGACAGAGAGGAAUUUAACUACAGCAAACAGCACAAAUUCCACUGACCUGAACAGCGCCACCAUCAGUCCAACACCCAGAGACUGGAAUUUUUUCCCCACUUUACCCGCUAUCACAGAGAAGACCAACACCAAACAGCGCAUUGUGGGAGGAUUAGAAGCAACACCUGGAGAGAUUCCCUGGCAGGUGGCAUUGGUCCAUAAAGAGAAGAAGCUGGUGUUUUGUGGCGGUUCUCUCCUGAGUGACCUGUGGGUCAUCACAGCUGCUCACUGCCUGGUGGAAGCAGGGAUCGGAAACUUCUUUGUAAGAUUAGGAGAACAUAAUGUUAAGGUUGAUGAACAGCGGGAAAGUGAUCAUGAAAUUGAUGAACACCACAUCCACCCCAGCUACCAGCAUCAGCAAAGCCACAACCACGACAUCGCUCUGCUGAAGCUCAGAACACCCGUCACCUUCUCAGACUACAUCAUCCCAAUCUGUCUUGGCACAAAAACCUUCACAGAGUUCUUACUGAAGAGUGUUUCCAUCUCACUGGUCAGUGGGUGGGGACGGAUGCGCUACGGAGGGCUGGAGUCUGACAGGCUGCAGAAGGUGGAGGUUCCCUUUGUGGACCGCACCGAUUGCAAAGGCAGCGAUAAGAUUUCACGCUUCAUGUUCUGCGCCGGGUUCCUGACCACACGCAAGGACUCGUGCCAAGGAGACAGCGGAGGACCUCACGCCACCAGACUGCACACAGACACAUGGUUCCUGACGGGCAUCAUCAGCUGGGGUGACGAGUGUGCUAAAGAGGGCAAGUACGGCGUCUACACGCGCGUGUCCAGGUACAUAAACUGGAUCACAAACAUGACUGGAAUCAGAGCAGGUUCUUCUGGAUGAUCAGAUGUAGUCACCAGAACAUGUUUAAAUCACUGUUUCUCAACUUCAGGUUCCAGAAGCAGGAAAGUGUUUACACCAUGAACCGAUUUCAUCACUUAUAAUAAAAAAAAUUGACUUACUCAUGAUUAUGUUAAGAGUCUGAGAGAGAAUAAAAUCUAGUGUUUGGGACAGUUUUAACCAGUAAUCAGCUAAAACAAUCGAAUAAAAAACUCCACACAGGACGACGUUGUGGUGAAGUCAGUAGUUCAUUUAGCUUUAAAGCCGUGAGAGAGCAUGAAGCAGUAGAUCAGGCAUUAUAACUACACACAGAGAACGCCGUACAGCCGCCGGAUGGGUUUCUGUGUUAACAGCGAAAAAUAUAAAUAAUACAUGAAUACAUUCAUUUUGGCACAAUGAGCUAAUA
Tachysurus vachellii is the source of this 1998-nucleotide messenger RNA. RefSeq names its product coagulation factor IXb (gene f9b). The record is from RefSeq and is a predicted model, not a curated record. The coding region runs from base 93 to 1595 and encodes 500 amino acids. Gene Ontology annotation, biological process: blood coagulation; proteolysis. Gene Ontology annotation, cellular component: extracellular region. Lineage: Eukaryota; Metazoa; Chordata; Actinopteri; Siluriformes; Bagridae. The transcript is spliced from 8 exons. Gene Ontology annotation, molecular function: serine-type endopeptidase activity; calcium ion binding.